Molecule: messenger RNA, 1164 nt
Organism: Exophiala aquamarina CBS 119918
Lineage: Eukaryota; Fungi; Ascomycota; Eurotiomycetes; Chaetothyriales; Herpotrichiellaceae
Product: leucyl aminopeptidase
Exons: 2
Coding region: 1-1164 (387 amino acids)
Biological process (GO): proteolysis
Molecular function (GO): metalloexopeptidase activity
Source: RefSeq, a predicted model, not a curated record
AUGAAGUAUUUCGUACCGCUCGCUCUCUCAGCGGCCUCAGUCGUCUCCGCCCUCUUCGCUGAUUCUUUAUCCCACCAAGUUCCGUUGGAGAACGACCAGUCCAUUUCGUCCGAGCGAUAUUUGAUCGAGCUGUCUCCUGGAGAGACAAAAUGGGUGUCAGAGGACGAGAAGUGGGAGUUGCUACGGGAUGGCCGCAAGUUCAUGGACAUCACUGAUAAUGGCCAUACCUUUCCCUAUGUCGAAGCCACCGCCGCUACCGUCACAUAUCCUCCCAACGCCUCCCACACCAAGGCAGUCAAGUCGUUGAGCAAGAACUUGUCCACAAAGAGUAUGCGCAAGCACCUCGAAGGAUUGACCUCGUUUCACACAAGAUAUUACAAAAGUCAAUAUGGCAUCGAUGCCGCUCAGUGGCUCUUCGACAAUAUUUAUGGUGUCGUGAAUGCGUCCGGUGCUUUCGACCACGGAGCGAGCUUGACCAAGUUUGACCAUUCCUGGGGCCAGUUUAGUAUCAUUGCGCAGUUUCCAGGAAAAACGAAUCAUACCGUGGUAAUUGGGGCGCAUCUCGACAGCAUCAACAUGUUCCUGCCAUCUAUCCUGGCGGCACCUGGAGCUGAUGACGAUGGAAGUGGGACCGUGACUAUCCUGGAGGCUCUCACAGCAUUACUACAGAGCGGUGAUAUUGUUAAAGGCAGAGCGGAAAACACAGUCGAGUUCCAUUGGUACUCGGCGGAGGAAGGAGGCCUUCUGGGAAGCCAGGCAAUCUUCAAGUCGUACCACGACAGUGGGAGGGACGUGAAGGCCAUGAUCCAACAAGACAUGACAGGCUACGUCGCACAAACUCUCGCACACGGCAAGCCAGAGUCCGUCGGGGUGAUCACCGACUUUGUGGACCCAGCGCUCACCGAGUUCAUCAAGGAAAUCAUCACCACAUACUGCGACAUCCCCUUCACGCUCACCAAGUGCGGGUAUGCAUGCUCUGACCACGCAUCCGCAAGCAAGUAUGGGUUCCCAUCUGCCUUUGUCAUCGAGUCUGAUUUUGAGUACUCGGACAAGAAGAUCCAUACCACCGAUGACCAGAUUAAAUACUUGAGUUUUGACCAUAUGCUGCAACACGCCAAAAUGACCCUUGGCUUUGCGUAUGAGGUGGCUUUUGCGAAGUUUUAG